Theobroma cacao (cacao) is the source of this 1882-nucleotide messenger RNA. Lineage: Eukaryota; Viridiplantae; Streptophyta; Magnoliopsida; Malvales; Malvaceae. The record is from RefSeq and is a predicted model, not a curated record.
UUUAUGUCUUACAUGUAGACUCUAAUCGCCGGCUGCCAAAGCUCAGUGGUGGAGACUGCUCAAACUGAAGUAAGAAAAUGGUCCUAACAGAAAAAACUGGUGGCGGCAGUUGGAGGGAGAUGAAGAGCUUCUUCUUGGCUGUACUUUCCAGCAGAUUGUUCAUGGCUUUUGCUACAAUAAUUAUUAUGUCUGCCAAUGGCUCGGGAUACAUGUUUGGUCUAUAUUCCAAUGACAUUAAAACAACAUUGGGGUAUGAUCAAACAACCCUCAAUUUGUUAAGUUUCUUCAAGGACUUGGGUGGUAAUCGUGGAAUCCUGUCAGGGCUCAUCUAUGAAGUUGUGCCACCAUGGGUGGUUCUUUCCAUGGGUUCAGUAUUGAAUUUCUUUGGCUAUUUCAUGAUAUGGCUAUCAGUCACAAGCCGCACAGCCAAGCCCCAAGUAUGGCAGAUGUGUUUAUAUAUGUGGAUAGCUGCGAAUUCACAAUCAUUUCCGAACACAGGUGCACUGGUCACAUGUGUUAAGAACUUUCCUGGAAGCAGAGGCUGUGUCUUGGGCCUCCUGAAGGGGUUUAUUGGUUUAAGUGGUGCAAUCAUGACUCAGUACUACCAUGCAUUUUAUAGGGAUGAUUCAAAGGCUCUAAUCUUGCUGCUUGCUUGGCUUCCAACCAUUGUUCCCUUGAUUUUUCUUCGAACAAUUCGGAUUAUGAAAGUCAUUCGGAUGGUGAGAGAGCUCAAAAUUUUCCACAGAUUCCUCUACAUUGCUCUUGGACUUGCUGGAUUUAUCAUGGUCAUGAUUAUCUUGCAAAACAGACUCAGCUUUAACAGAACUGAGUAUAUUGGAAGUGCUUCUGUUGUUCUUAUUUUACUACUUCUCCCACUUGUUAUUGUAAUUAAAGAGGAUUUUAAUGUUUCGACGAGCAAAACACAAGCUUCGAAUACUCAUUCCCAAUUGAAUGUUGUGAUUGAAAAUCCUCCUGCAGUUCCAGCAAAGCCAGCAGAAGCAACAAAGGAGGCGUUUAAUUGUAUUAAAAAGAUGUUCAAGCCACCCGACAGAGGGGAGCACUACACCAUUCUCCAAGCAAUUUUCAGCAUUGACAUGCUAAUUCUCUUUAUUGCAACAGCUUGUGGCACCGGUGGAGCAUUAACAGUUAUUGACAAUCUGGGUCAACUUGGUAAAUCAUUGGGCUAUCCGACUCAUAGCAUAUCUGCAUUUUUAUCACUAGUGAGCAUAUGGAAUUUCCUUGGACGGGUCCUGGCAGGUUAUUUAUCUGAAAUUGUCCUGACAAAGUACAACUUCCCCCGUCCCCUGAUGCUCACUUUCGUGAUUCUUUUGUCUUGUGUUGGCCAUCUUUUGAUUGCCUUUGCAGUUCCCAAUUCUCUUUAUUUUGCUUCAGUGAUGACAGGAUUUUGCCUAGGAGCCCAAUUGCCCCUACUGUGUGCCAUUAUAUCUGAACUAUUUGGUCUUAAACACUACUCCACAAUGUACAAUGUUGGGUCAGUUUCUAGCCCAGUCGGAUCGUACAUUUUCAAUGUGAGAGUGGCUGGUCAUUUGUAUGAUAAGGAAGCUGUGAAGCAAACGGAAGCUCUAGGACGUACUAGGAAACCUGGACAGGACUUGAGCUGCAGUGGGGCAAAAUGUUACAGAUUGGCUUUUCUAAUCAUCACUGCUGCUACCUUGUUCGGGAGUAUUGUUUCAUUGAUUUUGGUGUUUCGGACAAGAACAUUUUACAAAGGUGAUAUCUUCAAGAAGUUCAAAGAGGAAGUGGUGGAGUCCCAAGCAGGUGUGGCUCCAACAGGAAAUGGUGGUCUUUCAUUAAGGGAAAUGGAAGACAAUGCUAUUGUCACCGUCCCAGAAAAAACAGCCCUUUCUGAUGGGUAAUAAAG